AGGAGGAUUGUGGACAUGGAUGCACUAGCACUGGAGGCCACAGGGGGUAAAAAGCCGGCUAACGGGACAGCGGUGGCGCCUGCAGCUGUCCCUUUGCUGGCUCCAGCCCCGGUCAAACGUAAACCUGCAAAAAAAGCUAAAAAAGCUGUUGUUUUCUUUGAGGUGGAGAUUCUGGAUGCCAAAACCAAGGACAAGCUCUGCUUCCUGGACAAGGUCGAGCCAAAUGCCACAAUCGGGGAGAUAAAGUCUAUGUUCCACAAGAGCCAUCCUCAAUGGUAUCCAACUCGACAGUCCAUCCGCCUCGACCCCAAGGGGAAGUCUCUGAAGGAUGAGGAUGUUCUGCAGCAUCUUCCUGUGGGAACCACGGCUACCUUCUACUUCAGAGACCUGGGAGCUCAGAUCAGCUGGGUCACGGUCUUUCUGACAGAGUACACCGGUCCUCUGGUCAUCUAUCUGAUGUUCUACUUCAGAGUUCCCUUCAUCUACGCACCGAAAUACGACUUCACCACCAGUAAACACUGGGUCGUACACCUCGCUUGCAUGUGUCACUCGUUCCACUAUUGCAAGAGGCUGCUGGAGACGCUGUUCGUCCAUCGCUUCUCUCACGGGACGAUGCCGCUACGCAACAUCUUUAAGAACUGUACUUACUACUGGGGCUUUGCAGCAUGGAUGGCAUAUUACAUCAACCACCCGCUGUACACACCGCCCACCUACGGGGAGCAACAGAUCCGACUCGCCCUCAUCAUGUUCUUGUUCUGUCAGAUCGGGAACUUUUCCAUCCACAUUGCUCUCCGCAACCUCCGUCCACCAGGCUCAAAGACGAGGAAGAUUCCCUAUCCAACAAAGAACCCCUUCACCUGGAUCUUCCUGCUGGUGUCCUGCCCCAACUACACCUAUGAGCUGGGCUCCUGGUUUGGCUUCACCCUGAUGACUCAGUGCCUGCCGGUGGCUUUCUUCACCGUGGUGGGUUUCAUCCAGAUGACGGUGUGGGCCAAGGGGAAGCACCGCAGCUACCUGAAGGAAUUCCGCGACUACCCUCCUCUCCGCUCGCCCAUCCUGCCCUUCGUCCUGUAGUAGAAGUCGCCCGCUCCCUCACCCGUUCAGCACUCCCUCUUUUUAGGAGUCAAAUAUACCCCCCUGCUUCAAACCCCUGCCCUGUUUGAAACGGUUUCCUUCCCUUUUCUGUCUCUUAAAUCUACACUGGAACUGAUAGACUGACUGAAGGAGCCUGAACCUGUCCCCUCCUCCUCCCUCAGAUCGUCUCUCCCCGUCCCGUCUGUGAUCCCGUCAUGUCAAGUAAAAAUGUUAAAAAACUAAACUUGUUUUUUCACCGCCUACAAACAAACCCAUGAGAUUAAUUUGUUCAUUGCAGAGCACUCUCAGCCUCCAGACUCUCUGGUAUAUGCUUAACGAUGUGCUGUACAGAAAAACCAUGAGAUGUUUAAACUCUCUCUGGUGUCAUGAAUACUGUUAUUGUGCUGAAUCUGCAUCUGGUUAUAUUAAGCAAAACUUACACUGUUCAUUUUUGAUAUCAAUUGAUCUAAAUUUGAAACCAUGACAGUGUUUUAAUUUUGUUGACAUCUGACGAAGUAAUUUAUUAAAAAAAUAGAAAUUAACGUGUUGUUGCCUUGCUCUAACUAGUCACAGGUGUCAUUCUUGAGUUGUGUUUGAAGAUGUCUGCAAUGCUGUAUUUAUCAAAUAUAUGAAUACUGUAAACUAUCAAGACUCUAAAAAUCUAAUUUUUGGAACCAGGGCAACAAAGGAAAUCUUCGUUUCAAAUUCAGAACUGUGAAUUUAUCAAAAUAAUCAAGUUGUUUUGUCGAUUAAUUUAAAGCAAGUCACUCUAAAUUAUCAAAGGAGUCCCUGUUUCCUACGCGAUGUCAUCCAGAGGAUAAAAAGGUCUGAAGGUU
Notolabrus celidotus (New Zealand spotty) is the source of this 1910-nucleotide messenger RNA. It is a transcript of the gene tecrb, whose product is annotated as trans-2,3-enoyl-CoA reductase b. The transcript is spliced from 11 exons. The record is from RefSeq and is a predicted model, not a curated record. NCBI's taxonomy places the organism in Eukaryota, Metazoa, Chordata, Actinopteri, Labriformes, Labridae. Gene Ontology annotation, molecular function: oxidoreductase activity, acting on the CH-CH group of donors. Gene Ontology annotation, biological process: very long-chain fatty acid biosynthetic process. The coding region runs from base 16 to 1074 and encodes 352 amino acids.